AUGGACUGCAAUGCAUCUCAGGACAUGACUGAGUUUUCUGGUCUCUGCUCUCUGCAACACACAAGCGUUGGACCUCCACCACAGUCAACAACAGGGUUCACCAUGGGAUCAUCGAUGCAACCUAACAUGUUGGACCGCCGAUGGAUGGCUGUGUCUGCGCCCUUUCAACAGGGUCGCAAACAUGAUCCUAAUAAUGAGCUUUUCUCGAUGGUGUUAGAAGACAAGCGGAAUGCAAUUGCAAGACCCAACAAUCCAAAAAAUUCUCAUAGAUCCUGUAUUGAGAAGAACCAUAAGCCAGAUACGUUGAAGAGGCUGAAUAUGGCUGUGAGAUUUAAGAAUGAGUUAGAGCAGAAAGAGUAUUCUGAUCUCCGUAUUGGGCUCUUCAAGGAGAAGAAGUAUCAUGAUGUUGGGAGACAUUACCCUGAAGCGAUCAAAAGGAACCCAGAAGACUUGAGAGCAAAGUCAUUUCUAAUCAUCUUAUGUGCUUCAGUAUUGUGA
Eruca vesicaria subsp. sativa (arugula) is the source of this 498-nucleotide messenger RNA. The record is from the annotation of a GenBank genome assembly. NCBI's taxonomy places the organism in Eukaryota, Viridiplantae, Streptophyta, Magnoliopsida, Brassicales, Brassicaceae.